AUGAGUUCCGAUGGUGUAUCGAAUAAACAGAGCCUGCAAUAUAUACUUCGCUCAGGUCUCGCUGGCGGUGUUGCGGGUUGCGUGGCAAAGACAGUUGUCGCACCGCUCGAUAGAGUCAAAAUCCUUUUCCAGACGUCCAAUUCUGAGUUUCGCCAGUAUGCAGGUACAUGGACCGGCGCAUUCCGUGCUGCAGCGCUCAUCUACCACGAGAGCGGCAUUCGCGGUCUCCUCCAGGGUCACUCUGCGACCCUACUCCGCAUAUUCCCGUACGCGGCCAUCAAAUUCAUGGCCUACGAUCAGAUAGAACACGUUCUGAUGCCGACACGAGAAUCAGAGACGAACGUCCGCAGAUUCCUCGCAGGUGCCCUCUCAGGGAUGACCUCCGUCAUCUGUACAUACCCCCUCGAGCUCAUUCGCGUACGCAUGGCAUUUAUGACACGCUCGUCAACUCCACACGCUGUUGCCCCACACCUCUACAUACGCCCAUCUUUCGUCUCCGCCAUGUCCGAAAUUUACCACGAAAACACCGCCAUGAAGACCACCACCUUUUUAUCUACCCCCACGUCCCCCUCCUCACUCUUCACCCGCUUCCCCAUCCUCAAGUUCUACCGCGGCUUCACCGUUUCCAUCAUUGGCAUGAUACCUUACGCUGGCAUGUCCUUCCUCGCAUGGGGUUUCCUCCGUGCGCGUUUCCUUCCUCCGCCCCCGCCAUCAUCCGCACAUCAACGCCAAAAACCCACGCCGGUCGCCGACCUCGCCAUCGGUGCCGUCUCGGGCGCCCUUGCCCAGACUGUUUCAUACCCCUUCGAGGUCAUCCGUCGCCGCAUGCAGGUCGGCGGCCUUGUCCACCCCGACCGCUGGAUGCGCUGGGGCGAGACCUUUCACGCCAUCUGGAACGCGAACGGCUGGCGCGGCUUUUACGUCGGCCUCUCCGUCGGUUACCUCAAGAUUGUCCCCAUGACCGCCGUCAGCUUCGCCGUCUGGCAGUGGGGUAAGCGCGUCCUGGGUGUAUAG
This is a messenger RNA of Laetiporus sulphureus 93-53, 1014 nucleotides long. Its product is annotated as mitochondrial carrier. The transcript is spliced from 5 exons. Lineage: Eukaryota; Fungi; Basidiomycota; Agaricomycetes; Polyporales; Laetiporaceae. The coding region runs from base 1 to 1014 and encodes 337 amino acids. Gene Ontology annotation, cellular component: mitochondrial inner membrane. Gene Ontology annotation, biological process: transmembrane transport. The record is from RefSeq and is a predicted model, not a curated record.